Aedes albopictus (Asian tiger mosquito) is the source of this 2259-nucleotide messenger RNA. Its product is annotated as kelch domain-containing protein 3. The transcript has 4 exons. The record is from RefSeq and is a predicted model, not a curated record. Gene Ontology annotation, molecular function: protein binding; chromatin binding. NCBI's taxonomy places the organism in Eukaryota, Metazoa, Arthropoda, Insecta, Diptera, Culicidae. The coding region runs from base 533 to 1663 and encodes 376 amino acids. Gene Ontology annotation, cellular component: cytoplasm.
UCUUUCAAAACAAUCGAAGAUUUUUUCGAUGGUGGAAUCAAAACUUGUGUGGCAACAAUGUCCUGGUUGUAGAUUUUGGUGAUAAUUAGGUGGUUUUCAUGGUCAACUAUACUUGAUCUGCCCCAAAAGAACAGAGAUUAGAGUUUGCUCUUGAAUGACGGUGGUUUCUAGAAGUGUGCGCUGAGAAAAACUCGACAUCAGUGACGGAUUGCUGCUUUGGGUGGUGGCGAUUGUUUACCUAUACAGUGGGGUGGAAGAAUCUACGUCUCGCGUUUUCCCAUACUAGGGAUUAAUUUGUGCCUGCCUAGUAUUUUUUCUACCUUUGAGCGAGGCAAGUGCUAAACAGUUCAAUAUUUUGUGAUUGCAAAUCAUCGAAGGUGCUUCCCUUAUCAGCAACCUGUUUGUGACCAUGAAAGUGUGAGUGUGUGCCAUUUUUAUCAUGGAGUGCUGAGCGAGCAUAUUACGACGAUAGCAAAUAUUUUGCUAAAGAUUGUUCCCCGUGCGUAAGGCGAGAGCAGAGUAGGCUGUAAUUAUGCGCUGGAUAGCCAACCUUGAUGGUGGACCGAGGCGGGUCAACCAUGCCGCGGUUGCAGUAGGCGACUACAUCUACUCGUUCGGAGGCUACUGCAGUGGAGAGGAUUAUCAAUCGACCUGCGCCAUUGAUGUUCACAUUCUCAAUACGAACAAUAUGCGCUGGUACCUGGCUCCGGCCAUGAAGGACGACUAUGGAGUACCGUGCAAGUACCCGGAUGUUCCGUUCCAGCGAUAUGGGCACACGGCAAUAGCAUACGGGCAGAAAGUGUACAUCUGGGGUGGACGGAACGACGAGAUAGUUUGUGAUAUAUUGUUCUGCUUCGACACAAAGACCCUGAAGUGGAGUAAACCCGCGGUCACCGGGAAGAUUCCGGGGGCGAGGGAUGGCCAUUCGGCGUGUCUCUACGGCAAUCGGAUGUACAUUUUUGGCGGUUUUGAGGAGAACAUUGACAAAUUCUCCUGCGAUGUGCACUAUUUGGACCUGGAGACGAUGCACUGGACCUACGUGUUUACCCGGGGGGAUCCACCGUCCUAUCGGGAUUUUCACUCGGCGACCAUCGUUAACGACAAAAUAUUCGUAUUUGGAGGACGCGGCGAUUCGUGGGGACCGUACCACUCGCAGGACGAAAUAUACUGCCCGAAGAUAGUCUGCCUGGACCUGAGAUCGAACCGGUGGGAAAUGCCCAACACCACCGGGGAGGAACCACUCGGCAGAAGAAGUCAUUCUGCAUUUGUUUACAACGACAAAAUCUACAUAUUCGGUGGCUUCAACGGUAAUCUGAACAUACACUUCAACGAUCUCUACUGCUUCGAUCCGGUGCGGUACGUGUGGAAGAUUGUAUAUCCUCGGGGGCAGUCGCCGAGGGCACGGCGGCGGCAGUCCUGCCUGGUCAUAGGCCAACGGAUGUACCUGUUUGGAGGCACAUGCCCAACACAAGUUUCCGAUGUCGCCACAUACGACUACAGUGACACACACGUGCUUGACUUUCACCCUUCGUUACGGACUCUUGCAAUGUUGAAAGUCCUAGAGUAUAAGCUGGACAGCACGUGCUUACCGAAAUCAAUCAGGAUCGAGCUGCGCAAUAUGACUACCCCGAACAAAAUCACACGUUCUCUAGUGAGCGGUUGAACACGCAACACGCAGCAGGCAAUGGCAUUCGAACAGGUUUCUUUUUUUUUUUCGGUGUUACUGAAUCUACGAUAUAUGUUAUGAGGUCCUGAUGAUACCUAUGAUGACACACAUGUGAUACUGCUGGCAUCACUGAUUGUAGCAUUGCCCUUGGAGUAAGUCCCGUGUACCUACGGAUCAUUUUCUUCGUACAGGAUAGUCUUGUAUUAAUUUUGUUUGACAACGUGUACCGACGAUACGGUUAUCACAUGUCUGUCCGAGGUAUUAGUCGCUAAGUAAUUUUUUUUCAGUGACACACACGUGGUGGUACCAUUUUUUGAGUUUUCCUCUUAUCAUGCUGAAUUGGGUGUACGGCAGAAAAACCGGUUGCAAUAUUCCGGGUAAAGGAAUAAAACGAAACAUCGCGAAGAUAUGGUUUUUAAAUUAUUUUAUAGCUACCUUUAUCGUUGUGAAAAGAUGGGAUUGACUGAGAGGACUGCAUGGAAUGGGAAGUCAGAGUAAAUGUAUGCACGUUUGAGUAAUAUAUAUGUAUACCUCCAGUUCUAUUAAUUUGUGCAUAUUUUUUGUAUGUCAAAUGAAUAAAUUUUAAAAACAUG